Molecule: messenger RNA, 633 nt
Organism: Octopus bimaculoides (California two-spot octopus)
Lineage: Eukaryota; Metazoa; Mollusca; Cephalopoda; Octopoda; Octopodidae
Product: lysozyme
Molecular function (GO): lysozyme activity
Source: RefSeq, a predicted model, not a curated record
UCAGACAAUCAUUAUAAAUAGAAUAGCGAUAUCACUGUGAAAUAUUUCAGCUGCGGAAAUAUCCAACAUAGAAUUUAUAUAAACGAGUAAUAACACGAAUUAGUUGGUAUUAAUAUUAGUAUUUGAAAAGUCACUCUAAGCUAGAAACGAUGUUGAAACAACUAACCGUGUUGGCUGCCCUCUUUAUUACUUGUUUAGCCGCAAAACGUAAAUUUGCUGGCGGUCCAGUUCCACAGGAUUGCCUUGAAUGUAUGUGUCAGGUAGAAUCAAAUUGUACCACGACAUUAUGUGAACAGGGAAGCGGUUGUGGUUACUUUCACCUCACUUUUGAAGAAUGGAUAGAAUGCGGGCGACUAUUUGGAAGUUGGCAGAAAUGUGCAAAUGAUUUGAAAUGUUCUUCUAAUUGUGUCCAACUUUAUGUUGUACUCUAUAAUUACCGAUGCGGUGUACACACAUGUCAACAUUUUGCAAGAACAUUUAACGGCGGUCCAGAAAAUUGUAAAGACAAAUCUACAUUGCCCUAUUGGCGGAAAAUUUCGAAAUGUCUCAAAAGCCAGUGACAGAAUUCGCUCGAUAUGUUUCAAUGAAAUACGUAUUUGACAUUGUAUCUAAUAUUUACAAAAAAAAAAAAAA